AUGUCCACGAAAGCUGCCUUGAAAGCGGCCAAGUCGGCGCUGGACCAACAGCAAUACGACGCCGCCAUUGAAGRGGCGCAGAAAGCCCUUUCCACAGAUCCUCAAAACUACUUCGCUCUGCUUUUCCUAGGCCGCGCAUACGAGAAGCAAGGCAGAUACGAAGACGCUGCCAGAUCGUACAAAUCAGCUGCUUCCUCAAAGCCUGGAGAUACGCAAGCAUGGCUUGGUCUAUGCAGCGUCUACGAGGCACAGGGUCCACAAAGGGUCGACGAGUAUCGUGAGGCAGCUGUAGGUGCAUCGCAGCUCUUCGCCAACGCUGGUGAUCCUGAACGAUGUCAAUCAACCAUCAACAAACUCUUCGCAUUCACCAAGCAGCACGGAACUCGGGCCCAGAACAAACAAAUCCUUCGCCUCCAUCUUCCAGGAAGCCCCGUAUACGACUGUCUAGAGGGAAGAAUACCACAUCCUUCGCAUACCUUUACUCGUCUUGUUGAGAUCACCGAGGAUGAGGAAUCGCAGUUCAUCGCAAAGCAGAUCAGUGAACGUCGCACCCGGAUAGGAGCCAAAGUCGGACAGGUAACUUCAGAGGUAAAGCUACAGGUGUAUCAAAAAAGUGAGCUCGAAGAUCUCUACCAGCAGAUCAUCAAUUGGUCCACCGAUGACGAUAUAAGACGACAAUACGAAGAGAAGCUUCUUCACCGCGCUUACGAAAUGCUCGAGGUAUUGCCGGCUGAGCAGAAAGUCUCGAAACUCGAUCAGGUCCUUACACUUGCCGAGGGUAUGGUGAUCAUACAUCAUCCUUUCCGUCUGGCCUGGGAUUUAGUAUUGGAGUCUCGCGAUUUGGACGAGCUACGAGACCUGGAUGUUGGAAUCCUGCGAGAAUAUGCUACAUCGUUCCCAGACAGUGGUCUUGCGAGGAUAUUCAAGGCAUGGCUGAGUAGUGAGAUAUCACCUUUUCCAGCCCGACCGAAGACGGACGAGGAUGAUGAUGACUUAUCCCAACCUAUCGAGCCGGAAGAUCGCUUGCUUCUGUUCACGGAAGCCCUGGCAGUCGCAGGACAAUCCCCGCUUGCACACCGUUUGGUGGGCGAUUACUACCUACACCUGGAGGAGCACCAGAGUGCGGUGGAGACUUCGAGAACCGGCAUUGAAGUCGUCGCCAUUGAGGCUGGGAAGCUAGGAAUGAGCUUCCAGAAUACGAAAGAUGCGCUGAACUCUGUAUUGGCCACCGCACUUGUACAUCAUCAAGCUCCAAGAAAUCAUCCUGAGGCGAAAAGAUUGUUCGAGGACAUUCUCCAGCGCAAACCCAUCUUCACUCCAUCGUUGAUCGGUCUUGGCUUGAUUAUGGAGGAGAAUGAGGACUAUGCAGAUGCCAUCGAAUUCUUCGCACGAGCUUUGGAACAAGACAAGGGCAAUGUGCGCGUUGGUACGGAGCUUGCUUGGUGUAGAGCGCUAAGCGGCGAUUAUUCACUAGCCGCAGCUGAACUCGAAGACUUCCUUCAGCUGAUCAAAGCAGACGACCCACGUACGAGAGACUUGCGUGCGCAGACUCUGUAUCGGAUUGGUAUCUGUUUAUGGGAGAUGGACACCUCAAAAUCGGCUCGAAAAGAUCGUAAUGGCGCAUAUGGCCGUUUCUUGGCCGCAAUCAGGACCAACGUUAACUUCGCACCGGCCUACACGAGUCUGGGAACGUAUUAUGCAGACUACGCCAAAGAUAAGAAGCGAGGACGGCAAUGCUUUCAAAAGGCCUUUGAGCUAUCGCCUGCUGAGGUCCACGCUGCGGAACGGCUGGCGAGAACGUUCGCGGACCAAGGCGAUUGGGACAUUGUGGAGGUCAUCGCUCAGCGAGUUGUUGACUCUGGUAGGACCCGACCGCCACCGGGUUCGAGAAAGAAGGGCAUAAGCUGGCCGCAUGCCGCCCUCGGUGUGGUUCAGAUGAACAAGCAGGAAUACCAGCUCGCCAUCGUCUCUUUUCUCGCUGCACUACGGAUCAGUCCCGACGACUAUCAGCCGUAUGUCGGGCUUGGUGAGAGCUAUCACAAUUCUGGCCGCUACAACUCCGCUCUCCGAACCUUCAAUUACGCCUUGCAGCCUCACGAUGGAGUCGACCUGAAGAUCACAGGGGAGAGAUGGUUCGCAAAGUAUAUGCUUGCGAACGUGUACCGAGAGCUUGGCCAAUAUGACGAAGCGUCUGCAGGUCUGCAUGCAGUGCUUGAGGAACGUCCGACAGAAUUUGGUGUACUAAUGUCGUUGCUGCAAAACUACGUUGAGCAUGCAUGGAGAUGUGUUGAGACUGGUCUUUUUGGCCAGGCUGUAGAGAAUGCCAAAGAGGCAAUCGCUACGGCCGAGAAAAUCUCCGACGAAGCUCCAAACGCGUUCAACAUGUGGAAAGCUAUUGGAGAUGCGUGCUCCAUCUUUUCGUGGGCUCACGUGCAUUCCCCUAGCUUUCCCAUUGAUACCGUACUGAAGUUGCUCAACUUGUCAGCUGACGAUCUGAUGUACGAGCCUCUGGCUGAUGUCGACAAGAUUUCGCUAUCUCUAUUGCACCAGAAUGAGACAGAUAGAAGUACCGCUCUUUCUACCCCGCUGAUUGCGUCCAUUCUCGCUUUCAAGCGGGCCAUCCACUCUUGCUCCCACGAUGUUCAUGCGCAAGCGGUGGCGUGGUACAACCUCGGAUGGGCCGAACAGCGAGCGCAAGUGGGAAGCAACUCCAGGAGUGGAAAGAAGCACAGUAGUGCUGCUGUUCGAUGCUUCAAGCGCGCCAUUGAGCUUGAAGCUGGUAACGCCGAAUUUUGGAAUGCUCUCGGGAUCGUCACGACCACACUCAAUCCUAAAGUUGCUCAGCACUCUUUCGUUCGCUCACUUCACCUCAACGAGCUUAACGCAAAGGUUUGGGCCAACCUGGGCGUUCUAUACUUGCUCCAAAACGACACGGAGCUGGCUCAACAAGCUUUCGCCAGAGCGCAGAGUACAGAUCCAGAUUAUGCCCAUGCAUGGGUUGGUGCAGGACUCAUCUCAUUGUUGACUGGAGAUGUAACGGAAGCCCUCAACCACUUCACUCAUGCUUUCGAGAUAUCCGACUCUACCUCAGUCAUCGUCAAGAAGCAGUACGCUGUCUCGACCUUCGACUACCUCCUCACUGUCUCUGCUGCGUCAAAAGAUCUCACCAAGCUCAUUCAGCCGCUGUUUGCAUUGGAGCAACUAGGUGCACAAUCACCUCAAGACCUGCCAUACCGCCACCUCGCGGCGCUAUUCCUUGAGAGGGUGGGCAACUACGGUGAAGCGAUCGAAACUUUGACUUCACUCUGUAGCUUGGCGGAAGCAGACUACGAAGCGUCCGAGUCACUUGCCGCUCUUGCACGAUUCGCCUUGGCGAAGGCAGACCUUGCUCGUAAUCAACUAGCAGCGUUGUGUUUCGCAGACGCCGCAGAGAAUGCUGAAGUUGCGCUCGACCUGUCAGCUGACGCUGACGAAAGCGGCCUGGAUCCUGAAUCACGCCGCAAGCUGCGUCUUUCAGCUCAUUUAACAGCAGGGCUAGCGCAAUUCAACAAUGGUAAGAUGCAGAACAGCAUUUCUAUGUUCAAGGCAGCCUUACAAGAGAGCGCGAAUGAUCCCGAUGUUGUCUGCUCUCUUGUGCAGGUUCUUUGGGCGCAGGGAGGUACGGAGGAGAAGUCAGUCGCCCGGGAGCAGCUCUUUGAAUGCGUAGAGAAGAGCCCAGAGCAUGUCGGCGCUGUCACGCUUUUGGGCGCCAUAGCAGCACUUGACGCAGAUGAUGACACUAUCGCCGCCGUCCGAGACGAUCUGCUCUCUCUCCGCACCAAGGAUCAUUUGAAUGCUAGGGAUGUGAAUGGAAUCGAGAUGUUGUUGUCAUCGCUUGCAACACUGUCAUCGAAAGAAGAUGGAAGGACCAGCGUGCUCACUGAGGCGCAAACUGCCAUACUGCUGAGGCCGGAUGACGCGCAGGCUUGGUCCAAGCUUGGGGAAGUUGCAGGAGACGAGUGGGCCACAGAAAUGGCGCUCAAAAAUGCGACGAAGGAGGUUGCGCCAUUCGGGGAAAUGCAGGCGGAGGAGCUGGCGCAAGCAUUCGCCGGCGCUGGCAGGAUUGGCGAUGCACAACGAGCGAUUUCGAUGGCACCGUGGUCUGUUCAUGGGUGGGAGACGCUGGGUGAAGCCUUGAAAGGGUGA
Messenger RNA from Ramularia collo-cygni, 4185 nucleotides. RefSeq names its product related to TPR repeat-containing protein. The coding region runs from base 1 to 4185 and encodes 1394 amino acids. NCBI's taxonomy places the organism in Eukaryota, Fungi, Ascomycota, Dothideomycetes, Mycosphaerellales, Mycosphaerellaceae. The record is from RefSeq and is a predicted model, not a curated record. Gene Ontology annotation, molecular function: protein binding. Gene Ontology annotation, cellular component: Ski complex. The transcript has a single exon.